Molecule: messenger RNA, 585 nt
Organism: Colletotrichum truncatum
Lineage: Eukaryota; Fungi; Ascomycota; Sordariomycetes; Glomerellales; Glomerellaceae
Product: NADH-ubiquinone oxidoreductase subunit (Tim17/Tim22/Tim23 family protein)
Biological process (GO): mitochondrial respiratory chain complex I assembly
Source: RefSeq, a predicted model, not a curated record
AUGGCCGGCGACGACACGUACCACCCCAAGGAUGCCAUCAAGUCCGGCAUCACGGCUGCCACUGCCCUAGGCGGUACUGGUUUCUUCCUGGCCGCUGUCACCAACGCCCUCCAGAAGCAGAAUGUCGGCGCCAUGUCUGUCUUCACACGUAGCGGAGGCAUCAUCGCCGUCAUGACAAUUGGUGGAGGCGCAUACGGCUUCACCCAGUCCGCAAUGGCCAAUCUGAGAGAAAAGGAUGAUGCGUGGAACACCGCGACUGCCGGCUUCGUCGCAGGUUCUAUCUUGGGAAUGACAACCAAGAAGAUGCCCGUCGUGCUCGGCCUCGGCGCUGGCUUCGCCGCGUGGCAGGGUAUCUUUACCGUCACCGGCAGCCGCUUGAGGGGAUGGACCGACAGAUUAGACGAGGAUGAGUUCGAGACCAAGAUCGCCCAGCGCGCGGCCAAGAGACGUCCGAUUGAGGAGACGAUUGCAGAGAUUGGCGAGGGCCGAGGCAUCCGGCCACCCGGCUACGAGGAGCGGAGACGUGAGAGACUUAAGGAGAAGUACGGAGUCGAGAUCAACCCCGUCAGGGCAACUGUCGAAUAA